AUGUGUAUCUAUACUGAGAUUUCUUCAAAUAUUAGGCAGGCUCGGGAGCACAGUCUCCUGGGUAAUUAUGAAAGUGCUCUUACUUUCUACUCUUGCGGUUUGGCUCUCAUUAAGAAGCAUCUCAUUACAAUCAAGGAUUAUGGGAGGAAGCAGCAAUGGAUUCAAGUUCAACAAGAAGUGAUGCAGGAGUCCGAACUUGUGUCGGACAUUAACAAAACUUUGGCUAGCUUUACUCUCGACGAGAAGUCGAACGGAGGUUGUCUGCCCUAUGACCCAUUAGAGGAGCCAACACGAGAUCUUGAAGUGUGGCCUCCACCACUGCCACGAUCACAAUCAUCUGGAGGGGCUGUUUCAGGCCCGCCUCCCGCAGGUUCCCGUUCCCUUGCUAGCCGCAGACCUCCUAACGAUGGUUGCCGAAGUUCGGGCACCCAAGGUGCAGUUCGAGGACCAAGCAAAGGUGCGCCAGCUAAGCGUUCUGGUCGUGCUCCUAGUGCGGCAAAAGCGAGUUCAUCGAAUAACAAUCCCUCGUCCUCCAGAAGCAGUGCUUCGACAGAGGCAAGCGAGAAGAAGUACGAGGCUGGGGCUGUAGACAAAGACCUCGCAGAAAUGCUCGAGAGGGAUAUUUUGCAACGAAAUCCUGCCGUUAGGUGGGAUGAUAUUGCCGAACUGGAUGAUGCCAAGCGCCUUCUUAAAGAGGCCGUAGUUCUUCCUAUGGUACUUCCUAACUAUUUCAAAGGCAUCAGGCGACCGUGGAAGGGUGUGCUGAUGGUAGGACCCCCAGGCACUGGCAAAACGCUGUUGGCCAAAGCCGUUGCUACGGAGUGCGGCACCACCUUCUUCAACGUCUCAAGCACCAGUCUCACCAGCAAGUGGCGUGGUGAGUCGGAGAAAUUGGUGCGCAUUCUUUUCGACAUGGCGCGAUUUUACGCUCCCAGCACCAUCUUCAUCGAUGAAAUUGACUCGCUUUGCUCGCGACGUGGCGGUGAAUCUGAGCACGAGGCCUCCAGACGAGUCAAAUCUGAACUUCUAGUGCAAAUGGAUGGUGUUAAUGGCGCUACGGGACAGGAUGAUGACCCGACUAAAACAGUCAUGGUUCUCGCCGCGACCAACUUUCCUUGGGACAUUGACGAAGCUCUGCGACGUCGACUGGAAAAACGGAUUUACAUACCCCUACCUAGCGUCACCGGACGAUUGGCGCUGUUGCAUAUUAAUCUGCGCGAGGUCCUCUUGGAUGAUGAUGUGAAGUUUGAGAAGAUUGCGGAGAAGUUGGCUGGCUACUCCGGCGCUGACAUCACCAAUGUUUGCCGAGACGCAUCGAUGAUGUCCAUGCGACGGGCGAUUGAAGGUUUGUCCGUGGAGGAGAUAAAAAGCCUUCGAACCGCCGAUCUCAACCUACCGACAAGGAUGCGUGACUUCGAGGAGGCCAUCUCCCGUGUCUCCAAGUCCGUCUCCGCGGCUGACAUUGAGAAGUAUGAGAAGUGGAUGCAGGAGUUCGGCGCCACUUAA
Molecule: messenger RNA, 1506 nt
Organism: Echinococcus granulosus
Lineage: Eukaryota; Metazoa; Platyhelminthes; Cestoda; Cyclophyllidea; Taeniidae
Product: Katanin p60 ATPase-containing subunit A1
Exons: 7
Coding region: 1-1506 (501 amino acids)
Biological process (GO): microtubule severing
Cellular component (GO): microtubule cytoskeleton
Molecular function (GO): ATP binding; ATP hydrolysis activity; microtubule severing ATPase activity
Source: RefSeq, a predicted model, not a curated record